Messenger RNA from Rhododendron vialii, 2247 nucleotides. Its product is annotated as rust resistance kinase Lr10-like. Gene Ontology annotation, biological process: protein phosphorylation. Bases 123 to 1961 code for a protein of 612 amino acids. The transcript is spliced from 4 exons. Gene Ontology annotation, molecular function: polysaccharide binding; protein kinase activity; ATP binding. The record is from RefSeq and is a predicted model, not a curated record. NCBI's taxonomy places the organism in Eukaryota, Viridiplantae, Streptophyta, Magnoliopsida, Ericales, Ericaceae.
CUCCAUAGCUGGCUCUGGCUGCCCUGGGUCCAUCUUUCAUUACAUCUGUCUAACAUUUUGGGGCAGUGAUCUCUCUCUCUCUCUCUCUCUCUCUCUCUCUCUGUAUAUGCACGUCUGUGUUUAUGUCUCCUCCCCUCAGUAUAGUUAUCUUCCUUCUCUCAGCAUAUCAUACAGGUUCCAUAGCACUAGCAGCUUCAGUUAACAACACAAGUGAGAGUUUCUUUAAACUAUGUCCUCCAACCAGAUGCAGCAAUUCAGGUCCAAUCAUCAGAUACCCUUUUAGGCUAAAUACCCAACCAACCUUUUGUGGUCGUGAAGGUUAUCAAUUAUCAUGCUCAGCCAAUAACACAGUCUUCCCCCUUGGUUUCUCCCGCGACUACUACGUUAGAGAAAUCUAUUACCCCAACAACUGGAUUUCCCUAACCGAAAUCCCGAAAAACAGCCCGAAUUGUCCAAUCCAAAGUCUACUGUCUUUCAACCGUUCUGGAUCAAUCCUAGAGGAACCCGACUGGAAUCUUGUUAUCGCCAAUUGUUCUCAAGGGGUUGUUGAAACGGAGGGAUUAUUCGGUCCGAUCGAUUGCUUAAGCGAUGGCGGUGAUGGUAAUGGAAGUUUGUUUUACGUAAUGGAUGGUUCAUAUCGGAUGGAUAAGUUGCCUUUGCAAUGCAUUGUUUUCAAGAAUGUGAGAAUUGCCCAUGUUCUUGAUGUUAAGGUGCCUCUGGAGAGGCUGUUGAGGGAAGGAGAGAUCGUCGAGAACUAUAGGAUAGACUAUGAAUGUUUGGUAUGUGAAAGAGAUGGAAACUAUUGUGGGUUCAACAGCACAAGUAAUGAAACGAUGUGCUCUAGUCCUAAGGCUCGAAAAAGUUCAAAUGUUGCACUUAUUGUAGGAACUAGUGUUGGAGGUGGCACCACUUUGCUUGCACUUUCCAUGUUCAUUAUCUACAGAUUUAGAAAAUCGGACAACGAAAAAGAAACCAAACUCAAGAUUGAGAAAUUCCUACAAAGCUACAAGACCCUCAUUCCAACCAGAUAUACUUUCUCUGAAAUCAAGGGAAUAACCAGCCGAUUUAAGAAGAGACUAGGCCAAGGAGGUUUUGGAAGUGUCUACCAAGGGAAACUUGCAAAUGGGAUACCCGUUGCCGUAAAAGUGCUUGAGAAUUCUAAAGGUAAUGAGGAAGAGUUCAUAAACGAAGUCUCCACUAUACGUAGGAUACACCAUUUCAAUGUGGUUCACCUUGUGGGAUUUUGCUAUGAAGGGACUUGGCGUGCUCUGGUUUACGAGUUCAUGCCAAAUGGGUCACUCGACAAGUUCCUCUUCUCAAAAGAAGGUAAUCGGUCUCAAAGUCGUCCAAUAUUGAAUUGGGAAACACUGCAACAAAUCGCAAAAGGUGUUGCUCAUGGGAUAGAAUAUCUGCAUCAGGGGUGCAACCAAAGGAUCCUUCAUUUUGACAUAAAGCCUCACAACAUUUUGCUUGACCAAAAUUUUCAGCCCAAGAUUUCGGAUUUUGGACUUGCCAAGGUGUGUGCAAAGAACCAAAGUGUUGUAUCAAUGACAGGAGCAAGGGGAACUGAAGGGUACAUUGCGCCCGAGCUGUUUUCGAAGAACUUUGGAGAGGUUUCUUACAAGUCUGAUGUUUAUAGCUUUGGAAUGUUGUUGUUAGAGAUGGUCGGAUAUAGGAAAAACGACGAUCAUGUUAGUGAUGAGAGCGAGGAGGGCCAGAUUUAUUUCCCAGAACAGAUAUACGACAGAAUGAGUAAAGGGAUGGAACUAGGGUUGCAAAUGGAGAUGGAUGGAGAUGAAGAGAUUGGGAAGAAGCUUGCAUUGGUGGGACUGUGGUGCAUUCAAUGGAGUCCAACAAGUAGGCCUUCCAUGACAAGGGUAGUUCAAAUGUUGGAAGGUGAUUUGGGAAAUUUAGAGAUGCCUCCUAGGCCUUUUCUUUCCUCAAGGAUUGAUCACAGUUGAAGACGCUUGCAAUGCAAUCUGGUAAACUCAGGUUUGUCGGAGCUCAACGUAUAGUAGCUCUCCUAUACCAUUGACUUGGAUGGGGAACUUUUUCAAAUUUUCCUCUUUGUCGUGGUUUGGGAACGUAUGCCAUCGAUGUUUUUGGGAUAUUAUGCUUUGUUUAGGAUACUAGCGAAUUAUCCGUGCCUGUGGCACUCCCCAAAAAAGUAUUAGUACCAUUUAGUGGAUAUUGAUAAACUCUUCCCCAAAAAUCAAAUUUCCAGCAUGGCUAUUGGCUUAUGAUAAA